Messenger RNA from Erigeron canadensis, 765 nucleotides. RefSeq lists its product as uncharacterized. Lineage: Eukaryota; Viridiplantae; Streptophyta; Magnoliopsida; Asterales; Asteraceae. Bases 1 to 765 code for a protein of 254 amino acids. The transcript is spliced from 2 exons. The record is from RefSeq and is a predicted model, not a curated record.
AUGGAUGUCAUUGAAAAACAAUGGCCUACUGAACCGGCGGAGAAUGCUACAGCAGCUGAAAAAGCUGAAUAUAGAAUUCAAUACACUAGAUUCAAUGAAGUUUGUUGUUUGAUGCUUGCGAGCAUGUCUCCUGAGCUACAGAAACAAUUCGAACUUUACACUCCAUAUGAUAUGAUCAGCGAGCUGAAAUCUUUAUAUGAGAAACAAGCCGGAGUGGAACUUUUCGACAAUGUCGUGGAACUCCAUGACAUGAAACUUGAAUCUAGAAAGCCGGUUAGCAGUCAUGUGCUCAAGAUGAAGAGCAUUUUUGACAAGAUGGAAUCAAUGGAGUAUGCUUAUCAUAAAGAUGUUAAAGUUGGCAUGAUUUUCAAAUCUCUUCCCAAUGAAUUUGAGAGUUUUGUGCAAAACUAUAACAUGCACUCUAUGAAAAAGAGUGUUAAUGAACUCCAUGCUAUGCUCAUUGAAUUUGAGAAGAAGAUUCCUAAAAAGGCCAAUGACUCUAAUGUUCUUAUGAUCAAAGGGGGUCGGAUCCAAAAAGCUAAAAGAUCGCGAAGAGCUAGAGGCAAAGCUGAUGGCAAUGGAAAGGGCAAGCAAGUUGCAAACCCUUCCCAGCCAAAGAAGACUCCUCCAGCUAAGAAAGAGCAUCCGGUCCUGAUUCGUAAGAACGAGGGAGUAAUAGGAGGUCAAAGUUUUUCCGGCGUCGUUGUUGCAUUUUCCAGCAGCCGUGAACUUCAGGGGGUUCAAAAAGAAAUAGGAAUGGGUUAA